GAAAUUGACAGUUAUUUGUUGUUUGAUUUAUACACUGGGCUGCUGUGUGCCUUGUGUACACACUUUAGAACAAUCUGAUGGAGAAGAUUUUGGAGUUCCCUAGCACCGAUUCGCCGGUUAACGGCGUGGAGAUAUCACUUCUACAGACGAGUGAUGCCCCGGGUUCAGAUGUUAUCAAAGGAUACCAAGGCGGUGUUGCAAUUUUCCACCUGUGUUUCACUGCCACAACGCCUUCCACUGACAAGAAGCCCGGGUUUGAUCAGAGCAAGUUUGAUGUGUUUCCCACUGGCUUUAUUACUAACUCUGAUGGUGUAAAAGCGGUUAUUGGAUACUCCGGUUUCUCUGGCAAGUGCGGCGACCUUGUGGAGUAUUUUGACCGUUGUGAUGACGGUAGUUUACUGUCUGAGGCAGUUGUAGGUUGCGGACCACACAAGGAAUUCUGUGCUUCCGAUGCCUACACCGUGUCUAAAACAAUUGCCAAGGCUAUUUCAACUCACCAGUGCAAGCACGCCAUCUUUAUGGUUGGUGGCUUAGAACCUGUGUUGAUCGAGUCUUUGGUCAUUGGCUCUUUGAACUGCAUUAGUGUUGAUCGUAGGUUCAAGAAGGACACUAAUGUGGAAUACUAUUUGGAAAGCCUUCAUGUCAUUGCGGAUGCCAUUUCCGAGUUGAACACCUUCCAAACACGCUGUAAGGCCUUUGUGCGUGGUAUGCAUACUACUCGCGAGCUUGUAACGGCACCUGCAAAUUACGCCAACACAGAAUCUAUUGCCGGGUUUUUGCAAAACCGUCUGACUGGUUUAGGCCUCGAAGUGCGUAUUAUUGAGGAAGAUGAAUGCCGUGCUUUGGGUAUGGGAGCCUACCUAGCUGUAGGCCAGGGUAGUCAAUACCCACCGAAGUUCCUACAUGCCAUAUACCGCAGUAGCGUAAGCGUGAAAACCAAAAUUGCUCUCGUUGGUAAGGGAAUUAUGUUUGACACGGGUGGACUUAACAUAAAGAGCGCUGCAAGUGAGAUUGAGCUUAUGAAAUUCGAUAUGGGUGGCAUGUCUACUGUAUUUGGUGCCGCUGAGACAAUCGCGGCACUCAAGCCGCAUGGUGUAGAGGUACACUUCAUCAGUGCAACGUGCGAGAACAUGGCCGGGUCUAAUGCUUACAGACCUGGUGAUAUCGUCACUGCUUCCAAUGGCAAGACUAUUGAGGUCAUUAACACCGACGCCGAAGGGCGUUUGACAUUGGCAGAUGCUUUGGUGUAUGCGGAUAAGCUGGGCGUGGAUUACAUUGUUGACCUAGCGACUCUAACUGGCGCUUGCAUCAUUGCUUUAGGCUACCAAUAUGGAGGCUACUUUGUAAAUGACGAAAGCUUCCACCAGCGUUUCCAGAAGGCGUUGAGCGAUUCUGGUGAGUUGGCAUGGCGCUUACCGCUAGCUCGUGAGUACAAGGAAGGUCUGGAAUCCAAGGUCGCUGAUCUGAGCAACUGUAACUACACUGCCAAGGCAGGUACCGUUAUGGCCGCUUUGUUCUUGAACGAGUUUGUGGAAAACGCAAAAUGGAUACACUGGGACAUUGCGGGCACAGCUUUUGACAAGUCCACUGGCCGUGGUACUGCAUAUGGUUUACGUACAAUUGUAAACCUUGUGCUUGACAUGGCCGAGGAAUGAAUAUAAACCUGGUAACAUAUAUGUCUAGUUAAAUUAGUAACGGAA
Molecule: messenger RNA, 1700 nt
Organism: Babesia bovis T2Bo
Lineage: Eukaryota; Apicomplexa; Aconoidasida; Piroplasmida; Babesiidae
Product: Cytosol aminopeptidase family catalytic domain protein
Exons: 5
Coding region: 78-1655 (525 amino acids)
Biological process (GO): proteolysis
Cellular component (GO): cytoplasm
Molecular function (GO): manganese ion binding; metalloaminopeptidase activity
Source: RefSeq, a predicted model, not a curated record